AUGGCGGCUGGACCGCGUGCCGAGGCAAGGUCUCUGGCCGACAUCAACUACAUCGCUGCAAAUCCUCCGCAAUAUCCCCACCAUCCCGAAGUCAAAGAAUCCCUCACGCUGUACAUCUCCAGAGUCCCCGGUACACAAGGUGAAGACAUAGCGAAUUCUCUCUAUUACAUCCACAUGGAGCGACCAGAGGAUAUGCCACCACCCAUGCCACCACGACCAAAGAGUAAUGUGUUGAGUUCUACGAGGUCCAGUGGGGAGAGUGCUAGGAGCACGAUUCCGAGGAAGCCGUUGCCUACAUCCGCGAGAGUUCUGAGGCCGGAAAGCUUGUCGUCAACGGGGGAACCAGGUCCGGUUCCAGUGCUCUCACCAACCCCAACUCCCCAUAUCCCUCAGUACAAGCCUUACCGACCAGAGACUGGCCCAUCUCCAAUAUCAGAAAACCAAAAUCCCGCCGACAAGUCACUCGAUUCAUAUAGGCCAAACCCCAUGUUCCAAAAACGCCUAUCGGGGGGCUCGCCUGAGCCGCCCCCGCCCCCUCCUCACUUGACGACAGUGCCUUCAUCCUUACCACUAGCGGGUCUCGAUCAUAAUGAAGAUAAUGUUGCACCUCCACUUUACUCUUCAAGUGCAGCCCGACCAAGCACACCGAGUCAACCUCCUGCACAGCAACCUCCGCAGCGAGUGGCAUCUCCCUUGUCGUAUAGCCAAGGACAACAUCCCACGUCACCUAGGCACAUGCAUCGGCGACCUUCUUCGGUUUCUUUUUAUCUGACCAUAAUUCGCAGAGAUCCGAGUUCUGGAUCCCAGGUCAAUGUAGGACGGGUGUCGUCUUUUGCCACCAAUAUUCCCCCACCGUCGCAGGCAGACCCGAGCCUCAACCCAGAGGACAUGGGGCCCGGGUGGAAGUCUCAAAAAAUUGAUAUUCGCAUUGACACUUCGGGAUAUGCAAAGUACAAAGGGAUGCCCAGCCGGGCUGCUGCCGAAACCCAGGCUCUCCAGGCACUCACUUCAACGGGCCAGCCGCAUUCGUUCUCACAUAUGAUGCAGAGUGGACAGAGAGCGCGCAGUGACAGUGGUGCGCGGGGGAUGGCUCCUCCCCCCCAAGACGGAUUUCACAGACAGGUUGUCAUGGCUUAUGGAGCUGGUUGGAAAGUGGGCUUUAAAAAGGCGUUCCACCGACGAGAGAGGCGGGAGAGCAUUAGCCCAGAGGGCGUGCAGUCGUCCGAAGAGCCCAGCGCACCCAAGGCAUCCCAUACCAGGCAGGGGAGCUCCUCCACGAUUGGAUCCAAUCACUCUGGGUCGGGCGAGGAGCAGGGCGGGAUCAUCACUCACCCUGGACCAGGGUUGCGGCCCAAAGGAUACACCUUUCUGUCACCGUGGGAAGGGCGCUGUGAGUUCCGCACCAGCACCAGCGGGCGCUCCCUCAAGCUCCGCCAUGUGCUCGACUCUACCACCAAGUUCCAGUUCGAUCCUCGGGAGGUGGCGCAGAGCAUCCAAAACGCACAGGCAAUGGGCCGGUCGAGGGGCGAUGAGCUCCAGGCUGCCCUUUUGGGCACGAAACCGGUUAGUGAGUUGAGGUUCAACCUGCCUAGCGGGGGCGACUUCUUUGGGGCUCGUCGAAAUGAUGCCGACAAGGACAACCGGGCAAGCCGACUGUCGAAACAGUUUAGCAGUCUACUGCACCAUCGAAAUACAAGGAGCAGCGACGAGGAUGAAUGGAGUGAUGAGGAUGAGAUGGAUCUUAGCCUUGGCAAAGAGAACGCUGGAGGUGGGAGCAGUGGUAAGAAGGUCAAGCUUGGGAAGCUGAUUAUCCAUGAUGAAGGGCUCAAGAUGCUGGAUCUGGUGGUGGCAGCCAACAUGGGGGUGUGGUGGACAACGUGGGGCAAGAUUGAUCAAUAA
This is a messenger RNA of Podospora pseudopauciseta, 1899 nucleotides long. RefSeq lists its product as uncharacterized. The record is from RefSeq and is a predicted model, not a curated record. Lineage: Eukaryota; Fungi; Ascomycota; Sordariomycetes; Sordariales; Podosporaceae. Bases 1 to 1899 code for a protein of 632 amino acids. The transcript has 2 exons.